Messenger RNA from Parnassius apollo (apollo), 1524 nucleotides. Lineage: Eukaryota; Metazoa; Arthropoda; Insecta; Lepidoptera; Papilionidae. The record is from the annotation of a GenBank genome assembly.
AUGUUAGCAAAGUGUUUUAAUGCUUGGAUUUUGUUUCUGUUGUGUUUUGUCUUCGUUAAAUUUCACUGUCAAAUAUGUACAAAAAGAGUUGUAGUCACUCGAUUGCAACAACAAUCAUACCGACACACAUACAGAGAGACUUAUCGAGGACAAUGUUGGUACGGCUGCACUAAAACAAGGAUUAGAUCCUUUACUGAUAAUAGACUUAUACCAAGAAAAAUAGUUGAGACGCGUGAAAUUUGCUGCAAUGGAUACAUAGAUGUCAGUAAUACAUCAGAACGAAUUGAAUGUAAGCCCAUAUGUAUGCCGAGCUGCGUGAACAGUACCUGUCAAAUACCUGGAGUGUGUACUUGCUACGAUGGCUAUAAGCGCGAUGCAGUAAGUUCCCACAUUUGUAAGCCGACCUGCUCAAACGACUGUUUACAUGGAACUUGUGUAGCUCCGAAUGUUUGUCAAUGCAAUUUUGGAUAUAGAGAAAAAAACCAAACAUGUGAACCUAUAUGUACAGAAUAUUGUUAUAACGGAACAUGUGUUGCACCAGAUACCUGUGAAUGCCUACCAGGCUUUAGGUCAUCUGAAAAUAAUGAAUGCAAACCUUACUGCUUUAGUGGAUGUCCUAAUGGUGAAUGUAUCGGCCCUGAAAUCUGUAACUGUAAUACAGGCUGGUUAAAAAAUGAAACAAGUAAUUCAUGUGUUCCACAAUGCGAAAUUCCUUGUGGUAAUGGCACUUGCAUUUCCCCAAACAAAUGCGAAUGUUUUAACGGAUACGUAAUUGACCCAAAUUACAAUGAUACAUUGAAUUCAAUGCUUUGUGUUCCAAAGUGUAACAAUUGUGUAAAUGGUACAUGCAUAGCACCAGAUGAAUGCAUUUGUGAACCUCCUUUAAUAAGUAAAACUUUAACGAAUAGUGCUGAAGAAUGUGAUUGUGUGAACUCAAACACUUCUUUAAAGUGUGAAGGCACCAUAUGUGUUUUAGCAGAAACGAAGCCUUCCACGACGGCACCGUAUUCUACCACUGAAGAUUUAAUUACAAAUAAAUAUGAAUUUUACAGCGAAAAUGGUCCUUCUGAGUCUACAACUGAAUUAUCUGCAACGACCAUGUAUUUUAAUUUUUCCAAUGCAUCAUCAAAAGAAGUUUUGCUUUUAAAAUAUUUAUUACCUCAUGAAUCUGACAAAAAAAAUCUUACUACAUCUUCUACGGAAUCAUCAAUAUUUGUGGAAACAACGCACGAGAUACAUUAUUAUAAUAAUAACAUGAAUAUUACAAAAAAUUAUGUGUCUAUGAAAAACAAAAAUAAUAGUAAUUGGACUUCGAUGUGGAUUUAUGUACUGAUCGCUUUGUUUGUGCUAAUAGUUCUCCUUGUGAUAAUUGUUGUAGCUAAGAAGAAUUCUAUUGCAAUAUGGUUUAAAGGAGGCAGCUAUGAAGUACAAGAUAAUAAAUUCAAGAACAUUAGUUCACCUUCCCAAGCCGUAGACAUGAGUUACACGAACGUGAGAAAUAGAAAUAAAGUUGAAUGCAAGUAA